This is a messenger RNA of Lucilia cuprina (Australian sheep blowfly), 2251 nucleotides long. Its product is annotated as BRCA1-associated protein. NCBI's taxonomy places the organism in Eukaryota, Metazoa, Arthropoda, Insecta, Diptera, Calliphoridae. The coding region runs from base 308 to 2008 and encodes 566 amino acids. The transcript is spliced from 6 exons. The record is from RefSeq and is a predicted model, not a curated record. Gene Ontology annotation, biological process: protein ubiquitination; Ras protein signal transduction. Gene Ontology annotation, cellular component: cytoplasm. Gene Ontology annotation, molecular function: ubiquitin protein ligase activity; zinc ion binding.
AAUUUACGGAAAACACAAUAAUAUAAAUUAAAAGAAUUACAAAAAUAGUAUUUAAAGCCUCAAAAAUUUUUAAAACCAAUAAAUUUCUAUUAAAAUCCAUUUAAGUUGACAUUUUAUUAAUGUGCAAAUAAUUGACAAAAUCUGUUGUCAUUUUUUUGCGUUGUCUGGCAAAAAUAGCGGGUUUGAGUUUCUUUGUUUCACAACAAAAAAAGCAGCAAAUUUGUUAAAUUUUAUUGAAAAUAAUCAAAAAUAAACAAAAAAAUAAUUAUGUCAACCUAAUAAACAAUUAAUAGAAAAUAUCAAUGUAAUGCUACAAAAUAUAUCGGUUUGUGUAAUUAAAAUCGAAAUCGAUUCACCAACAAGUGAGGAUUUUGGAAACGCUGGUGCCGUUUCAUCAGAACAUCCCAACAAUCCAAGAGUGCAAAAAGAACGCGAACGUGAUCGUGGUUUACGCCAUUCAUCACAAAUUACCAUUGAAACGUAUACGAAUAAGCUGUGGUCCCAGGACGAGGAAGAUUGUGUUUCUGCCAUUGCCGAAAUGAGUAGUAUGAGCGAAAAGAAACCUUUGUCGGAGAAGCGUCAAAGAGAAAUGCCCACUUCUAGCAGUAGCCGUGAAACGACACCUUUGGAAGAGGGUCAAUGUGUUUCGGAAUUUCCCAAAGAAAUUGGUUUCUUUUCGGGUAAUCCCAGUGUAGAGGUUACCAAUGGCAUUAUACAUUUAUAUAAGAAAAAUGAACGCAAGGAAAUCAAAGAGGCUCCUUCUAAUCAAAUUUGUCUAUUGGCUGUACCGGCUAGUUUGAGUUGUCAUGAUCUUUUAAGCUUUGUGGCUCCAUGCCAUUCGGAAAUACAACAUAUACGUAUCGUACGCGAUGGUUGUCCUAAUCAAUUUAUGGUUUUAUUGGAAUUUCGAUCCAAUGCAGCCGCUUUAGAAUUUUAUCAAACAUACAAUGGUGCUGCUUAUAAUUCUUUAGAACCCGAUUCACUUUGUCAUGCUGUAUGGGUAUCAGAAAUUGAAAGAGGAGAAGAUGGAGUACCACCCAUGGGCCAUACUGAACUACCAACGUGCCCUGUUUGUCUGGAACGCAUGGAUGAAAGUGUUGAUGGUGUACUUACUAUACUGUGUAAUCAUGCCUUUCACGCCAAUUGCCUCAUCAAAUGGGGUGAUUCCACCUGUCCCGUGUGUCGUCAUGUCCAGACGCCUGAACUUAUGGAAAAUUCCGUUUGCAUGGAAUGUGAAGGCACCGACUCGUUGUGGAUCUGUUUGAUUUGUGGUCAUGUAGGUUGUGGACGUUAUCAAGGUGCUCAUGCUGCCGCACAUUAUCGUGCCACCAAUCAUACUUUUGCCAUGCAAUUGGGAACUUCUAGUGUUUGGGAUUAUGCGGGUGAUAAUUUUGUACAUCGUUUGUUUCAAAAUAAAACCGAUGGUAAAUUGGUGGCCACACAGGCGCCCAAUGAUGAAGGCGAAGAAAAAAUUGAUUCUAUGCAAUUGGAAUUUACUUAUUUAUUAACAUCACAACUGGAUACACAAAGAAAAUAUUAUGAAGAGCGUAUGGAACGUUUAGAGCAGGAAUGGCGUGAUUUUCGCAGUAGCGCAGAAGAAUCGAAAGGGAAAAUGGACACAAUGGAGCAACGCAUACAAACUUUAACCAAAGAAAAACAAACUGUAGAGAGAAAAUUGCAACAAAAUAAUACCAAACUCAAAGAACUGCAAAAACAAUUAUCCGAAGAACAGGAAAUAUCACGAGCAUUACAAAAUAAUCACAAUUCUUGGCACAUCAAAUACAAACAACUUGAACAACAAUAUAAAGAAUACAAAGAGGCCAAGGAACUAGAAUUGAAUUCUAUAAAAGAACAAUUACAUGAUAUCAUGUUUUAUAUGCAUGCCCAAAGUAAAAUUGCCGAAUCUGAUCUAAAAGAUGAAAUCGCAGGCGGUACAGUAGUGGUGCCUGAAACAGAAGCACCUUCUACUAGUUCGGCUAAGGCAAAUCGUCGCAAGAAAAAACAUUAAAUGAAACUUAUAACUGGAACAAGGAAUGUGGGAAAUAGUUGUUUACAAUUAGUGGUUACUUGUUUGGAAAGGUUUUAAAACGAUUAAAGUCUAAAUUCUUUUUUUAUAGCUAUUACUGCAACAACAACAACAUACAUAUUAACUAAUAUUCUUAAUUAAUUUUUUAUAUAUAUAUUUAUAUUUAUUAUUAAAUGUGUUUUUCAAGAAAAAAAAGCGCUUCAUCAUUAUUUUGUGCAUCAAAAA